CUUAUCCAACCAGCAUUUUUGGUCCCUGAAUAACCGGUGGUCUGAUCUUGUUUUCAGAACACGGCUCCACACAUGGCGACGGGUCGUAGCCAUGCACCCCACAGUUACAGCGGCUGAUAUACGCCACUAGCCAGGCAUGCUCUCACGACCGCUGUCCUCCAAUUUGGAAAGCCUCCUUCAAGCCGAUGCGUAGCCAUUGUUCACCGGCGAUCCCUGAUGCUGAUCAGUACGUUGCAAUGCCUCCAUUGAUAUAUAAGGGUCUCUGAUGUCCAUGAGUGAAAGACACCAAGCAUCUCCAAUUUGAACAGACACCAUGUUUGCUUUCUCCUCUAUCCUCCUCGCCCUCGGCAGCGCCACAGCGGCUCUCGCCUCGCCCCUCAACCUCAUCCUAGAGGCUCAAGCUCAGGAAGAGUCUGCCAACCUGACUGCACGCGCCACCCCCGCUGGCACUGGCAUGAACAAUGGCUUCUUCUACUCUUUCUGGACCGACGGUCAGGGUCAGGUUACUUACAACAACGGUGCCGCUGGAAAAUACGAUGUUCAGUGGUCCAACGUUGGUAACUUUGUUGCUGGCAAGGGAUGGAACCCUGGCUCUGAGCGUGUAGUCACGUACUCUGGUACCUGGAACGCCGCCAACGUCAACUCUUACAUUUCGCUCUACGGAUGGACUCGCAACCCACUCAUUGAGUACUACAUAGUCGAGUCCUACGGCUCAUACAACCCCUCUUCUGCUGCUCAGAAGAAGGGCUCCGUCACCUCUGACGGCGGUACAUACGACAUCCUCCAGACUACCCGCACCAACCAGCCUUCUAUCGACGGCACUGCUACCUUCCAGCAGUUCUGGUCGGUUAGGACUAGCAAGCGUGUCGGUGGUACUAUCACUGUCAAGAACCACUUCGAUGCUUGGGCCAAGUACGGACAGAAGCUUGGUACGCACAACUACCAGAUCCUCGCUACUGAGGGUUACCAGAGCUCUGGCUCUGCUAGCAUCACUGUUGAGGGUCCUUGAACGAUGGCUCUUUAAGGUGUCGAAAAGGCCUCGUGGCUAGAAUUCUUGUACAUACACGCAGACAUUUCUGAAAGCUAUCAACAAAAUGCGCAUCAC
Molecule: messenger RNA, 1105 nt
Organism: Alternaria alternata
Lineage: Eukaryota; Fungi; Ascomycota; Dothideomycetes; Pleosporales; Pleosporaceae
Product: xylanase
Exons: 2
Coding region: 314-1009 (231 amino acids)
Biological process (GO): xylan catabolic process
Molecular function (GO): hydrolase activity, hydrolyzing O-glycosyl compounds
Source: RefSeq, a predicted model, not a curated record